GGCGCGGCGGGGGUAGCGCGGCGCCGCGGCUGCACACCCCCGCCCGCCGCCAUGGCGGCCUUGCCCCGGCACCGCCGCUUUCUGGGCGGCUUCUUCUGCGGGGCCGCGGCGGGCGCCGCCGUGUCGUGCUGGGUUGCGUGGCGGCUUCUCCGCAGCCAGAGCCAGCUGGAGCCGGUCCCCGGGCGAGCCCUGCCGGAGGAACCAGUAGAAGAGUCUCUGCUGGAAAAAUAUGGAUUCCCUGAAGCUGGAACAGAGACCAGAUAUUAUACAAAUCAUGCAUUGUCUUAUGACCAGGCAAAACGAGUGCCUAGAUGGGUGAUAGAACAUAUUUCAAAACAGAAGACGCUGGGCAGUGCGGACCGAAGGCACUGUAAAUUCAGACCAGAUCCUAACAUCCCUCUAAUGUUUAGUGCUGUCAAUGAAGAUUACCUUGGGAGCGGAUGGUCACGAGGACACAUGGCACCAGCGGGAGAUAACAAAUUUUCAACAAGAGCUAUGGCUGAAACAUUUUAUCUGUCCAACAUCGUACCUCAGAAUUAUGAAAAUAAUGCUGGAUUUUGGAACAGAAUGGAAAUGUAUUGUCGGGAAUUGACCCAGAGAUUUGAGGAUGUUUGGGUAGUUUCUGGACCUCUGACCUUGCCUGAAACAAGUGAUGAUGGAAAGAAGAGUGUUACUUAUCAGGGCACCCAAUGUCAAAAUAUUCCUGUCCUGCACAGACUGGGUGGUGCCUUACUCACUGAUGGUGCUUUGAAGAGCAUGAGCUGUACUUUGGUGACACAAGAGAGUGCAAAGUGGCUGAAGGUGUCCGUCCGAUGGGAGAUCCAAGCUCCAGGAGAGGAAAAUCAGGCCAGAAAGAGAGAAGAAAAAAGCCCGACAGAAAACCCCGACCUUUGCUACAACCAGCUGUGAUUGGAGGCUUUCCAAGCCUGAGUGAGCUGGGUGAGGUGGAAGGGAGGCGUGUUCCCUCUAAAAGCCCUUUCCCUGGAGAGCCCAGGCUAUGGAUGCCACAGCCAAGGCGCCGUUUGAAGCAGCCUGGGCAGCUGGUGAGGUUAUCACGGGUAACAAGUCAGCCAAACACACAGCAGGGGAUGUAGAGCGGCCGCUUUGCUUCAUUUAGUGGCAAAGCAGAUAGCAUGGUGUCCCCCAAAAAGCUCACCCCAACGUCAAACACCAGCUUUUGCAUUUUCCAGCGGCUCAUGAGUAAAAUAAGCCUGGGGGUGAAAGGGAGAGAAUAUGCCUUGGUGCUGCUGACGCCGAUGCCUUGUAACCUGGGUAGGGCAGUAAUAGCUCAUCCUAGAGCAAUAAGAGCUACAAAAUAUCUGAUUUUAUUAGUUAUUGCUCUUUCAAAUGGAUAAGCAGUUUUCAACCAAAACAUAGACUUUUAAAAGCUUUUCUUCUUUACGCAGGUUAAAACUGGGAUCUGUGUCCUAGAAGUUGCAUCCACCUUGCUGUAGUAUUUCGAAAAUACCUGGAGCCUCAGGCUGUGAAAGCAGAGCUUGGAAAGCAAUGCUCGGGGAAGGCUGCUAAUGACCUGGAAGAUGACUGAUACUUAUCCUCACUGAAUUGGCAGUAAAUGUGAAAGAGAUAACUGCAUCUUGAUUUUAACAAAUUCUUUAGAUUUCCAUCUCCACGAGCGCAGGGUUAGAUUCCUACUGUGCACGCAUCUUUUUUAGCUCUCAGACAUCCAUGCACAGCUCCACUCAGGUGAGAAGGGGCAAGAGAGACGUGGAGUGGUCCCAGCAGCAGAUGCUGCUGCACAGCAGCCUUUAUCUCUUCUGCUCACGCCAUUCAGCAUACUUCUCUCUCUGUUAUGACUGGGAAGUGGCUCAGAUGUAUCUGGGAGCAAAGCAGGCUGCAAGCAGUAUAAGCUACACUGGAAAAAGGCACCCUUAUUUUGGGUUUAAAAAAAAGAGAAAAGAGGAAAGAAAAAUCUGCAGAGGGAUUUAACUCUAGAGGGUUCAUACAGCUAAAAAAUGUCCCUGUUCGAGUCAAAGCUUGAAAACCUGGUAAAGCCGGACACAGUGAAGGGAAUGAUGUGUGAAAUGCAGAGGGGAUGUGUAGGGAAGGAGACAGAUUUGCAGAGGUGGCUAUGCAGCGGGGGGGCAAGGAAACCCAGUAAAGGGCUAAAAGCAUGCAUGGCAAAGCCAGGGCAGUGCUGGCUGGGGAACAAUGCAUGACGUACGUCUUUUGGGGCAUGGGAAGGAAAGCCAGGAGGAACUACAGCACACAGCACGUUUUUCUGAGCUCAGCUUUUGGUGAGCAUCAACGGGCUCAGAAUCAGUCCCAUGGCCCAAGGCAGUGCACGAGGUGGAGGGACAGGUGGAGGGGGCAUGGGUCAUGGGCACGGGAAGGAGCAGAAAGAUGCAGCAAUAGGGACCUGUGGCUGCAGACACCUGCUGUGCAGCACCUGCAGAAGCUGAGCUGGAAAUACCCAUCCCAUCCAUGGAGAGAAGAUGGAGCUGAAGUAAUUCUGGUGGGUACUGUCAUGAAAAUACUGUUCAGGUCACCAUAACUAAUGUCCUUCUUUUAGGGGAGGGCUGUCACUGGGAGACGAAGGGUGCCCGAAGCCAAGACCGAGGCACGGUUGUGUAUGUGCAUGCGUGAAGCUUGCACGGAAUCAGCCAAAGGCUCACGUUGAGUCCCGUCCCUUCAGACUCAUUUUGAGGGACAUUUUUUCUCUGUUCAGACCAAAGACCAGGCUAUCCCUUAAAAACUACCCUAUCCCACGCAGCUCCGCAGACGGCUGUCUCCUGCAAUCAGAUCAGGACUGGCAAAAGCCUGCAUCUGAACGGCGAUGCAUGGGCUUUUUAAGAAGCCAUGUGAGAGCAGGCACUUGCCUUCGGGAACCGAUCACAGGGUGAAGAGCAGGGUGACUUAUUUUAGCAAGGACACGAACAAGAAGAGACCACGGCAAUCAUCUGAUUUGCCUUUCUGCACAGUGAAGGCAGGCCAUGAGAAUGUGCCCAGCGAUUCCUGCAGCCAUCCCAGGCUUUUCUGGGUGAGGCAAUGGGCACCAGCUGCAACAUUUAUAAUUACGUGCCCCCUCCCCAAGCGUGUGCCUACCCAUAGCCCAAGGAAUCAAGAGCUGAAUUCAGAUUUCAGAAGAAUAUGUAAUAAUGAUAAUCACAAUAAUCACGCUAGUGCUGUAUUGCCUACAUGGAUAUGUUUGGUGGGUGUGCGUGUGUCAUUUGGGGGAAUUGAGCACAUGCUCAUGCACUAUUGACCCUGUUGUUUUCCUGCCAUUGAUUUUUAAAGGAAACAUUCAAUUAAAAUCCCAUUUAGUCUGGCUAGGCAGGAGCCGGUAUUAUUCAACUGAUAAAGAGAAGAUAAGGCUUCAGAAGCUUCACAUGUGUUAUGGGACUAACUGCUGAAGUUUGCACUAGGACAUAAAUCCUCCCAGUAAUCUGGUUUGCUUGGAUUAAACACUGCAAUAUUCAGGCUGACUCUUUAUUUCUGUGACAUCUCAUGGACCCUGCAGCCUUGAGCUUGGUGCUACGGAGCUGCACAUAGAAACUGGAGGGGUUUGGUGCCUUAGUGUGGGACCAAGAAAGCUGGUGGGCAGAAAACUCCCUGUGCUAGCUCAGAGAAUGUGGGAAAAAAAAGCACCACAUCUUCAAUUCUGCCCUUUGCCAAGAAUUACAGGUCUUCUAGCGGGUGUUCCUGCAUACUCAGGCUUUGUAAACUUUAAUUAAGGAACAGCUGAAUAGCAAUUUUAAAUAAACACAUUUUCAAUGUA
Falco peregrinus (peregrine falcon) is the source of this 3736-nucleotide messenger RNA. It is a transcript of the gene EXOG, whose product is annotated as exo/endonuclease G. Gene Ontology annotation, cellular component: mitochondrial inner membrane; nucleus. The transcript is spliced from 7 exons. The coding region runs from base 52 to 909 and encodes 285 amino acids. Gene Ontology annotation, biological process: apoptotic DNA fragmentation. NCBI's taxonomy places the organism in Eukaryota, Metazoa, Chordata, Aves, Falconiformes, Falconidae. Gene Ontology annotation, molecular function: nucleic acid binding; 5'-3' exonuclease activity; RNA endonuclease activity. The record is from RefSeq and is a predicted model, not a curated record.